Messenger RNA from Helobdella robusta, 552 nucleotides. RefSeq lists its product as hypothetical. Lineage: Eukaryota; Metazoa; Annelida; Clitellata; Rhynchobdellida; Glossiphoniidae. Bases 1 to 552 code for a protein of 183 amino acids. The record is from RefSeq and is a predicted model, not a curated record. The transcript is spliced from 2 exons.
AUGGGUCACUGCAACACCAAUGAUGUUUUGAAAUUGGAAAAUGUUGUAGAAGGUAUGGAAAUUACAGAUAAAUCCAGUUUUAGAUGCGACAUCUGUAGUAUGGGAAAGAUGUCUCAAUCUCGAAACAGGGAAAAAGACGAGGAAGUGAACACAGAUAAUAAUCGUGAAAGUCAGGUUGUUCAAACUGAAACCAGAUAUCCCAAAAGAGAUAGAAAACCGCCGAAGCGUUUUGAUGAAUACUAUUCGAAUAACGAAAUUGAAAAUGAAACAGACUAUUGUUGUAAAAUGUCUAUUACACCACAGACUUACAGUGAAGCAAUGUCAUCACCAUAUUCCGCUGAUUGGUAUAAAGCAAUGAAAAUUGAAAUUGAUUCCUUAAUAGAAAACAACACAUAUGAACUUAAACAAUUGCCUGAAGGCCGAAAGUCAGUGGGGGGGAAAUGGGUUUACUCCAUAAAAUUGGAUAAAGAUGCUAACGAACAAUUUGCACCAACAGCUCGUUUUACAUCGCAACUGGAAUUGUUUACUUCACAAUUUCAUAAUCGAAAAUAA